Molecule: messenger RNA, 1007 nt
Organism: Helobdella robusta
Lineage: Eukaryota; Metazoa; Annelida; Clitellata; Rhynchobdellida; Glossiphoniidae
Exons: 4
Coding region: 15-554 (179 amino acids)
Biological process (GO): positive regulation of transcription by RNA polymerase II; neuron fate specification; axonogenesis
Cellular component (GO): nucleus
Molecular function (GO): cis-regulatory region sequence-specific DNA binding; DNA-binding transcription factor activity, RNA polymerase II-specific
Source: RefSeq, a predicted model, not a curated record
UCACAAUUAUUAUAAUGGAAAGCAACAAUUGUCCUAUAAUGAAUGAAGGUGUCCAAAUUGAAAGCCGAUGUUACGCAUGCGGGCAGAUAAUCGAGGACCACUUCCUGAUGAAUGUUUUUCCAGGUGUGAAGUUCCACGAGAGGUGCCUGAAGUGUGUCGAGUGUGGCAAGUUGCUCGAUGAGAGGAACGUCUGCUACUGCAUGAAGGCACAAAUAUACUGCGCUCAUGACUUCAACAGAUUAUUUGGUGGUAGAGGCGGCAACUUCAAUGAAAACCUUCCUGGCGAACCACAUCAGCCACAAGAAACACACUCAUCCCCUUCCUCUGCCCCUUCGACAUCACCUGCAGCACCAGCCACCAGGCCACCGCGACAUCGGACGCCGAUGACGGAGGCUCAACUGCAGGCACUGAAGACUUCCUACAUGUCCAACCCGAGACCCGACGCCCGAGAAAGAGAACGACUGUCUUCAGUAUUAGGUUUGAAAGCCAGAGUCAUUCGAGUUUGGUUUCAAAACAGAAGAUGCAAAGAAAAAAAAGAAAACUUGAAAAAUUGAAUUUAUUUUUUUUUCAUAGUAUUUUCAAUGAUUAGGUAUAACAUGUACAAUAGUGGUUUAAUUCGUUCUAUGUAAUUGAACACUGGUAUGAUCUUUAAAAUAUUUCAUAUAAUAAUUGGGUACGUAUGUAUAUAUGUAUUGUAUUAUAUUGUAUUGUACAUUGUGUAUAUAUAAAUAUAAACAAUUAUAUAAAUGUGUAUUUAUAUAUAAUAUGUAUGUGUUACCUAUUGUUUUCCUUUUGGAGUCUAACAUCUGCUUAAUUCCAAUAGAAAACGGAGAUACAUUUUUCUAUUUCAAACUCUAAUUUAAGUUUUUAAUCAGUACCGAAAAUUGCGCAGCCUUUAUUUUUUUGGUCAAACUCAAUUUUGGGUUGAGAACAAGGAAAUGAAGGCGAAAGAGGAGCUAAUGUAUAAUUUUGAAAUAAAAAAUAAAUAAAUUUGUUUUCAAAACAAA